Messenger RNA from Rosa rugosa (rugosa rose), 792 nucleotides. RefSeq names its product small ribosomal subunit protein bS6c. Gene Ontology annotation, biological process: translation. Gene Ontology annotation, cellular component: ribosome. Gene Ontology annotation, molecular function: structural constituent of ribosome; small ribosomal subunit rRNA binding. NCBI's taxonomy places the organism in Eukaryota, Viridiplantae, Streptophyta, Magnoliopsida, Rosales, Rosaceae. Bases 50 to 664 code for a protein of 204 amino acids. The transcript is spliced from 2 exons. The record is from RefSeq and is a predicted model, not a curated record.
UUUCCUUAUCAACUAUCCACUGAGGAACACACUCUCUCUGCUUCGAACAAUGGCAGCUUCCACUUCCUCCCUCAUUUCCACCGCUUCGAAUUUCCUGUUUCGCCCCAAAACUCUCUCCCAAAUCCCAUCCCUCUCCUUCCCUCACACAACUGCAAAGCCUCUCGUUCACCGGACCCGACCCGGCCGCAAUUCGGGCCUGACCGUCAAUGUCCAGUCGCUGGAGUUCUCCGGCUCGUUCUUCGAGGGCGGCGGGUUCCAGUCGGAGGACGACCCGAAUUCUCCGUCCGGGCCGGGCCUAACCGCCGCGGAGGACAAGGAGGACCCGCCGUGCCCGCCGGGGCUCCGGCAGUACGAGACCAUGGCGGUUCUCAGACCCGAUAUGUCUGAGGAUGAAAGACUGGCUCUUACCCAGAAGUAUGAGGAGUUGCUUAUAGCUGGAGGUGGCAUGUAUGUGGAAGUCUUCAACAGAGGAGUGAUUCCACUAGCCUAUAGCAUCCAGAAGAAAAACAAAGCUGGAGAAUCCAACACUUACCUGGAUGGCAUCUACCUACUCUUUACGUACUUCACAAAACCUGAGUCUCUCGAGUUUCUUGAACAGAAUUUGAAAGCUGAUGACAAUGUCAUCCGAUCUAUGAGUUUCAAAAUAAGGAAGAGGAAGUACUAGUGUAGGUUAAGGCUUUUGUCUAUCUCUGAGAGGAAGAACAGGAAAGAAAAAAAAAAUGCAUGUACAAUGUAAUCCCAUAUGCGUUGAAUCUUCCAUUUUUCCCUUGUUAUUAAAAUUCAGUUCAUUCA